Molecule: messenger RNA, 1401 nt
Organism: Parnassius mnemosyne (clouded apollo)
Lineage: Eukaryota; Metazoa; Arthropoda; Insecta; Lepidoptera; Papilionidae
Source: the annotation of a GenBank genome assembly
AUGAAGUUAUUCAAUGGUAGAGUAACCCGAUGGAUUUUGUAUAUAGAACAAUUUAAUUAUGAAGUACAGCAUAUAUCGGGUAGACGUAAUAUUGUUGCAGAUGUGCUAUCACGUUAUCCUCCUGAUGGCGAUUUAAUACAAGAGGAUAAAAAUAAUAGUUUAGAAAUUGCUUACACAGAGAGCGAACCGAAUAUUGAGUUGAUAGAAAAAUUAAAAUCCUUACCAGUAUAUCAAUUACAAGAUUCAGAGUCGUUGGCUAUUAUUAAAAAGUUAAAGACAUUAAAUACUUCCAUAAUAAAACAAAACAAUAAAUUUAAAAGGUAUAGUUUGAAAAAUGAUGUAUUAUAUUACAAAACGAAUUUACAAGAAGUAAUACCUAAAGCAUUGAGACAAGAUACUAUAAAUCAAGUGCAUGUCGAAAUGGGUCAUCAAGGACCCUAUAAGGUAAUUAAAUAUGUGAGAGACAGAUUCUUUUGGAAAGGUUUAACAAAAGAUAUUAAAAACCAAUUAAGGGCUUGUCAUUUAUGUCAGUUAUCUAAGAAAAGCAAUAUAACAUAUGUGGGUCCCUGCAAAUCUAUAAUAACAGAAAACAUUGGCGAUAUAGUCAUGGCAGACUUAUAUGGACCACUUGUAUCAGGUACCUUUGGGUACACUUUCAUAUUUGUCAUUCAAGAUUCAUUCAGUAAAUUUAUCAAAUUAUAUCCUUUAAAACAGUCAACAGCAAAGUCUGUUGUAACAAAAGUAAAGCAUUUUGUUGAGAUUAUAAAGCCCAAGGCAAUAAUGACAGAUAAUGGAAAACAGUUCGUAAGUAAUCACUGGAAACAAUCAAUGAGUGAAUUAAAUAUAAAGCCAAUAUAUACCACAGUUAGAAAUCCUAGACCAAAUACAACAGAGCGAGUAAAUAAAGAGUUGAGCAGAUUAUUUAGGACGCUUUGUCAUACUAACCACAAAGAUUGGGCAUUAAUAUUGCCGAAGUUAGAAGAAUUGUAUAAUAAUUCUUAUCACAAUAGUACAGGCUUCACGCCUUGUGAAAUUCUUUAUGGUGAGUCUAAUGAGAUGUCUUUUGACAAAGUAAUUUCCAAAAGCAAAGAAAAACAUAAUGUCGAACAAAUUAGACAACAAGUGCGUAAAAAUUUAAAAGAGGCAAGUCGAAUAAGAAACACAAAAUUUGAUAAGCGAAAUAGAUUAAUAAAAUAUAAUAUUGGUGACUUAGUAAAAAUUUCAAGAUCUAGUAGAUCAGACGCUGAUAAUAAAGUUAUGAGUAAGUUCAAUUUGGCAUAUGAAGGACCUUAUGUAAUAGCAGCCGUACCAUUUGACAAUGUAUAUACCUUAGCAAAUCCAGAGACAAACGAAAUUAGAGGAAUUUUCAAUGCUAUUCACUUAUUAAAAUAUUUUAAAUAA